This is a messenger RNA of Drosophila hydei, 1122 nucleotides long. RefSeq lists its product as uncharacterized. Bases 72 to 1031 code for a protein of 319 amino acids. The record is from RefSeq and is a predicted model, not a curated record. The transcript has 2 exons. NCBI's taxonomy places the organism in Eukaryota, Metazoa, Arthropoda, Insecta, Diptera, Drosophilidae.
GUAACAUUACUGCCAAUCGAAAAAGUCAUCAUAAUAACAACGUAAACAAAAUAAAUAUUGAGACUAAGAUUAUGGCUGAUGCUGAUCUAGAAUUGGACAAGGAGAAUACACAAACACUGCAGCAAUCCAUUCAACACACAUUGGGCAGCCAAAAUGCCAGUGAAACAUCGAAAUCACACAUUUCGAUUGGGAGAAAAUUUGUUAUACCACAACUUAUACCUAAGAUAAACACUAACAAGCCAGCCACUGCAGAGCAAGUGGAGCACAGUCGUGCUGCGGCUGCCCACAAUGAGCUACUACUUAAUGCAAUCAAAGUUAAGCAGAGCGAAGCGAGAUAUCCAACAGUAUCCACAAAAGAUAAGACUGUUGGCCAAUUGACCAUACCCAAUCUUCUAACUGAUUCGGGAGAGUCGCUCGAAAAGCCUCGCGUCCACGUACAGUUAAGCGACAAGCUACUUAAACAGAACAAUUCAUUGGAAUUAACGCAAGUGGUUAAGGGAGUGCAGAGUCUAAAAAUUUCUACCGACGAUGGUGGUGAUAGUACCAAACUAAAGACCACACAGGAAAAGCCAACACAAGCACCGACAACAUUAAUUGAUUUAACCUCGACUCUAAUUGCUACAGUUAAAGAUGCCCCGCCACGUGAGGCGGCGACUAAGGUGCGCUGUAAGCAAGCAGCCGCUGUUGUGGAGCACUUCGAUAUUCCAUUUAUCAGCUGCGACCGUCCUUCUGUUGGCUUGCUGUCCAAGAAACGACAAAGCAGUAUAUCAGGCGAUUUGGAGCCAAUUGUAACGAGAGUUGUAGAGAAAUCAAGUGCUGUUGGUAGCAUGAUGGAUGCAACGGUAGGCUAUCCAAGACCACGGAAGCCACAACUUAAAUAUGCUGCAUCGCCCUUUGAAUUGCAAAUUUUGAAGUUGUAUAAACGGGAGGAUUACGGUACAAAUAUUAAACGGUUUCGCUUUGAUACUCCAUCACCCGAUGAGAUUGUGAAAACGGCUCUGCAAAAAUCAUUGCGCAUAUCGCGUACAUAAUCCUAGUAGUAUUUAUGCUUUAUGCCUAAGUGUACAAGUUGACAUUAAAAAUUAUUUAAUAUAUUUCCCGCGAUGAAUUCACUUAGAAUAA